This is a messenger RNA of Polyodon spathula (Mississippi paddlefish), 3460 nucleotides long. RefSeq names its product RAS guanyl-releasing protein 1-like. Gene Ontology annotation, molecular function: guanyl-nucleotide exchange factor activity; calcium ion binding. The record is from RefSeq and is a predicted model, not a curated record. The transcript has 17 exons. The coding region runs from base 125 to 2530 and encodes 801 amino acids. Gene Ontology annotation, cellular component: plasma membrane. Gene Ontology annotation, biological process: Ras protein signal transduction; positive regulation of GTPase activity. Lineage: Eukaryota; Metazoa; Chordata; Actinopteri; Acipenseriformes; Polyodontidae.
GUCUACACUCUGAAGUCUCAGAAAUGAUUUCACCCGCAGUCAACAAAGAAUAUUGCGCAGGCAGCAUACGAGUACCAGGUUAUGCUGUAAUGUGCUACUAGGAAAAGGGUCAGGCAGUGUUGAAAUGAACAGUCUUGCAGUGCCACUCGGAGCUGAGUAUUUCACUAUGGGAUACAAGCCAAAAGGGACAAGCCAGUUUAACGUUAGCAACAUGGGAACAGUUGGAAAAGAAAAAGAAAAUACGAGGCUUUCGCAAGGAUGCCCAGCUAUCCCUCGAUUUUCACCUAAUCUGAGGCCAAACCGACACCGGAUCAACAGGCCGAGCCCUGCCCAGAUCACUCAGGUGAAAGUAAUGAUGUCUCUUGGACAUUUAGCCAAGGGGGCCAGUUUGGACGAGCUUAUCGAGGCUUGCAUUCAGUCAUUUGAUGCAGACGGAAGCUUGUGUCGAAGUGGUCAUCUGCUGCAGAUAACACUGACAAUGCACCGGCUGAUCAUGUCAUCAUCUGACCUGCUGGAGAAACUUGUCACUCUUUAUAAAAAUGCUUUUGGAAGUCAGAGUCCCACAGAUUGUCUGAAAAUCUGCUAUGUGAUCAGGUAUUGGAUCACUGAGUUUUGGAUAAUGUUUCAAUUGGAUUCCAGCCUAACUGACACGAUGGAGCAGUUUCAAGAACUGGUCCGAGAAAACAGGGAAGAAAGACACUGCCGCCUGAUUGAUACAACGCAGAUAAAUGCCAGAGAAUGGUCCCGGAAGAUCACCCAGAGAAUAAAAGCUAACAGCAGUAAGAAGAGAAAAGUUUCCCUGCUGUUUGAUCACCUGGAGCCCGAGGAGUUGGCAGAGCACCUCACCUAUCUGGAGUUCAAGUCCUUUCGUAGGAUAACAUUUGCAGACUAUCAGAAUUAUAUUGUCAAUGGGUGUGUGAAGGAAAACCCAGCAAUGGAACGCUCUAUAGCGCUGUGCAAUGGCAUCUCCCAGUGGGUCCAGCUGAUGGUGUUGAGCAGACCCACAGCACAGCUGCGGGCAGAAGUCUUCACCAAGUUCAUUAAUGUAGCUCAGAAACUCCAUGAAGUCCAGAAUUUUAACACACUAAUGGCGGUGGUCGGGGGUUUAUGCCACAGCUCAAUCUCCAGACUCAAGGAAACCAGUUCACAUGUACCAAAUGAGGUCAACAAGGUACUGAAUGAGAUGACAGAGCUGCUCUCCUCCUGUAGAAAUUAUGACAACUACAGGCGUGUGUACAGUGAGUGCACAGGCUUUAAGAUCCCCAUCCUGGGGGUUCACCUGAAAGACCUAAUCUCGGUGCACGAGGCAAUGCCAGAUUAUGUGGAAGACAAGAAGAUUAAUGUACAGAAACUUCAGACACUUUAUAACCAUAUCCAUGAACUGAUAGUGCUGCAGCAGCUGGCACCUCGCCUGGAUGCUAACAAGGACCUUGUCCACUUGCUAACGCUGUCACUGGACCUUUACUACAGCGAAGAUGAGAUAUACGAACUGUCCUACGGACGUGAGCCCAGAAACAGCAAAGCACCGCCAGGGACUCCAGCCAGGCCCCCAGUAGUGUCAGACUGGGCCCCUGGGGUGGCACCCAAACCGGAUCCGAAGACCAUCAGUAAACAUGUCCAGAGGAUGGUGGAUUCAGUAUUUAAAAAUUACGACCAUGACCAGAAUGGCUACAUUUCUCAAGAGGACUUUGAGAAGAUUGCUGCUAGCUUCCCAUUUUCCUUCUGUGUAAUGGACAAAGAAAAGGAAGGACUGAUCAGUAGGGAAGAAAUCACUGCCUACUUCAUGAGGGCCAGUGUGAUCUGUUCCAAACUGGGCUUGGGGUUUAUCCACAACUUCCAGGAGACCACCUACAUGAAACCCACUUUCUGUGACAACUGUGCUGGAUUUCUCUGGGGUGUUAUCAAGCAAGGAUACAGAUGCAGAGACUGCGGAAUGAACUGCCACAAGCAAUGCAAAGAAUUGGUGGCGUUUGAAUGCAAAAAGAAUGCAAAGAGCACAGGAGUAGACAACAGCCCCACAUCAAGCUCCACUCCAACAGCACUCUGUACUCCAGGGGUCAGAGGUUACGAGCAUGGUUCUGAGGAUGGCCAGUUCACAUACCCUAACGGUGAAGGAGCAGAGCAUUCAGACAAAAGCAAGGAAUGGGAGUCAACUCUUGCAAGCGUAUCAGAACAGUCACACUCAGGAGAACUGAAAGCAUGGGCAGUGAACAAAAGCACCCAGACUGAAUGGCCCCAGUCCCCAGAAUCUGUGUUUUUACUACCUGCUCCACUCUCCCCCUGCCCGUCACCUCUUACUCCCUGCCCAAGCCCUGUGCCAGUCCGCAAAAGAGCCUACGCAAAGUGGGAGAACAGAGCCUCGACUGUGAAGCCAACCUAUGAGCAGUUAGAAAUGGAAAAACAGACGCUUCAGAAGUCCAACGAGACCCUGCGGCGGAAGUUAAAGGCAUCGGAACGAGACGUGGAGGUGCUGCAAACCCUCCUCAAAAGACACACCCUCCACCCCCUGGACCCAGAAGAUUCCUCGUAAUGCAGAGAACUUUCAGCAAGAGCCCAACAAGCUGCUGCCGUCUCACAGUGACGCUAGUGAGCUUGCUCAGGCACAGACAAAACCUUUUCAAAGGUCAACCAACUAAUGGACAUUCAAAAUGCUGUUUGUAGGACUCGCUGCUUUUGUAACAAGCCAGUGGUGUUGUUUACUUGGCCUCUGUAUAUUCACAUAUGUAACAAUCAUCACAUUUACAAGCAGCUGUGUGUGUGUGUUUUUUUUGUUUUUUUAACAUUAACAAUGUCACAUUUGGUAUCAGGUAAUUUAUUCAUUAUCUACAAUUUACUUGUGAUUUCUCACUGUCAGUAACUGAAUGUCUUAUUACAGAAAAAAUACUAUUAUUGGUAUUAGAAGUAUAAUUAUUUAGGUCAAGAAUGUACCAAUUGUAUUAGAGCUAUAGUUUUAUUAAACAUAUCCUUACAAGAACACAGACAUUGCACAGCUAUUUGAUACCAAAUAUAUAGAGCACAACAGUCUCUGUCCUUACAACUAAAAUCAACAGUUAAAUCCUUACAUGUCUCAAUUUUGUAGUCUUGUGAAAACUUCAAACGUAUCAAACCAUUUUAAUCUUCAUUUAUUAAUAUCUGUAUAAAAUGUAAAAUAUUCUAAAUAAUUCUACCAAUGACACUGUACGCUUAUAGGUGUGUAUUUGUAAAAAGUGAAGUUAAUGUAAUGUUUUUGCCUGGAUCCUCCAGGAUCCUAUUAAUUUAAUUGGAACCAAGACUGACUUUUAUUACCAGUAUUUGUUGUCAUUUAGAAAAAUGUGUAAAUAUGCAAAUAUAUAAAUAUAUUGUACAGUUGUUUUAAUGUAUUGUAUUACUGACCUUUGUUUAUAUACUGCCUGUCUGCAACGUUGUGGUAUACAGUGUUUUUACCAUGUUAAAUAUUCAACAAUUAAACUAUUUAAAAACA